Messenger RNA from Trichoplax adhaerens, 693 nucleotides. RefSeq lists its product as uncharacterized. NCBI's taxonomy places the organism in Eukaryota, Metazoa, Placozoa, Uniplacotomia, Trichoplacea, Trichoplacidae. The record is from RefSeq and is a predicted model, not a curated record. Gene Ontology annotation, molecular function: histone H3K36 demethylase activity. Bases 1 to 693 code for a protein of 230 amino acids. The transcript is spliced from 4 exons. Gene Ontology annotation, cellular component: nucleus.
AUGGUAGUCGCUCAAGAAUACACAUUAUACGUAUUCCUAAAUUUUAGAAAUCUGAUCCGUACUUUGAUUGUCAUAGAGUUUUGCCAUUUAGAUCCUGAUGACAAUUUCCUUGCUAUGAUCAGAGGACGUAAACGUGUUCGACUAUACGGCUGUCAGACCCAGCCUUUGUAUCCUAAUCCACUUGGAUCCAAAGGACGUACUAUACAGUCACAAGUAGAUUGCGAUAACCCUGACUAUCAAAAAUUUCCCCUGUUCCACAACUCACAGUGUCAAGAAUAUGUUUUGGAAUCUGGUGAAAUGCUUUUUAUACCUGCAUUUUGCUGGCAUCAAGUGACCUCGUUGGAUACUUCCAUCUCUAUUAACAUGUUCUUUGGAGAUCAUGGGGAUUGCAAUUAUUUAUCAAAGAUUAUGAAAGAACCAUACUGGGACGCAUUUUCAUACUGGUUUUUAAAUAUUAUUGAACAAAAUCGACCUUUAGAAUCAUUCCGCCGUAUAUUAGCAAACCUACCGCAAUCGAUUGACAAUUUUUUCCUAAAGCAGUAUCAUGAAAUAAACAUUACUUCGGAAAUACGUGAAAAAUUAAUCCGACUGGUCCUUGAUUACUGUCAAUUAAAAGAACUUCCACAGGCGGAGGAGAGAAAUGGUAAACAUCCACCGGCAUUAAAAAUUAGAGGUUUACUAUGGAGAAAGUAA